This is a messenger RNA of Anolis sagrei ordinatus, 3619 nucleotides long. The record is from RefSeq and is a predicted model, not a curated record. Lineage: Eukaryota; Metazoa; Chordata; Lepidosauria; Squamata; Anolidae.
CUCUCUCUCUGCCUCUCCUCCUUCCCCUCCCAUAUGCUCUCGCAAACCCGCAUUAGGAUCUGUUACAGCAUCCACCUUCCUCCCAACUCCCUCCCAGAAGAGAAAGCGAGAGGAAGGCAAGGCAGAGCCUGAGAGAGAGAGAGAGAGAGAGAGAGAGGGAGAGAGGGAGCCCUGUCUCCUUUUCCUUCGCAUCUGGGGAAAGAGAGAAAGAAAGAGAGGGCGCCAGGAAGCGGAGGAGGAGGAGGAGGAGGAGGAGGAGGAGAGGGGCUCCGGGACGCCCAGGCAGAGCCCCCCCCCCUCCAAUUCGACCCCCGGCUUCGGCUGGGGAAGGAUGCGGAGGCAUGGGCCAAGCAUGCGGACACUCCAUCCUUUGCCGGAGCCAGCAGUACCAGCCCAACCGCGCCGCCGCCGCCGCUGCAUCUGACAUACGGGGCCAGCAGGUCUUCCUGAAGGCGGAGGAGGGCGGCCCGGGCGCAGACACCUUACAGGAUGCCUUGCUGAGCUUGGGCUCCGUGAUUGAUAUCUCCAGCCUCCGGGAAGUCAUUAAAGAUGCCAUUGCCUCGGUCCUCCCCAAAGUGGAAAGAGUGUACGUGUACCUCCGGGAUGGAGACGCGCAGCUGACAUGCAACGACCCGCCUCAUGAAUUAUCCCAGGAAGGAAAACUCAGGGAUGCUGUCCUCAAGCAGAAGAGAGUGGAAUGCAAUGGGCUGCCGCUGGCCGACCUCCAAGGGAAGCCGGUGGCCGGUUUGGCCGCACCUCUGGCCCCCGAGAAGAAAGUGUUGAUCAUCCCAUUGGUGGACAAGGAUUCAGGGACCGUGGUUUGCGUCAUCCUGGUGCAGUGUGGCCACCUCAGCGAAUCCGAUGAGCAGAACCUGCGAGCCUUGGAGAAACAUAUCCUGGUGUCCUACAAGCGCAUCCAAGCCCUCCAGAAGCUGCCACAGGUCAACCAUGUGUCCACCUCCCCAUCACAGAACUUGCCGGAGAAGACCGGAGAGGCCCCCAAGGACAGCUAUAAUGACCAGGACCGGAAGAUCCUCCAGUUGUGCGGGGAGCUCUAUGACUUGGAUGCGGCUUCCCUCCAGCUCAAAGUCCUUAAUUAUCUCAAGCAGGAAACCCGGUCUCCGUCUUGCUGCCUCCUCUUGGUCUCUGAAGACAACCACCAGCUUUUCUGCCAGGUUGUGGGAGAUAAAGUCCUGGAGGAGGAGAUCGGUUUCCCCUUAACCAUGGGACAUUUGGGGAGCGUCGUGGAGCAGAGAAAGUCCAUCACCUUGCAAGACAUCAGCUUGGAAGAGCAUAAGCAACUGAACAGCAUGCUGGGCUUCGAGGUGACCUCCAUGCUCUGUGUCCCGGUCAUCAGCAAGUCCACCUCCCAAGUGGUCGCCCUGGCCUGCGCUUUCAACAAACUUGGUGGGGAGAGCUACACAGAGAUUGAUGAGCGCAAAAUCCAACACUGUUUCUGCUACACUUCCACUGUGCUGACCAGUACGCUGGCCUUCCAGAAGGAGCAGAAACUCAAAUGCGAGUGUCAGGCUCUUUUGCAAGUGGCCAAGAACCUCUUCACGCAUCUCGAUGACGUUUCGGUCCUGUUGCAGGAGAUCAUCACAGAAGCCCGAAAUCUCAGCAAUGCCGAAAUAUGCUCAGUUUUCCUCUUGGACCGAAGCAGCCACGAAUUGGUCGCCAAAGUUUUCGACGGAGGAGUGGUGGACGAUGAGAGCUACGAGAUCCGGAUUCCGGCGGAUCAGGGCAUCGCGGGCCAUGUGGCUACGACCGGGAAGAUCCUCAACAUCAAGGACGCCUACUCCCAUCCGCUCUUCUACCGCGGGGUAGACGACAGCACUGGCUUCCGCACCCGGAACAUCCUCUGCUUCCCCAUCAAGGAUGAGAAUCAAGAGGUCAUCGGAGUGGCUGAACUGGUCAACAAAAUCAAUGGCCCCUGGUUCAGCAAGUUUGAUGAGGACCUGGCCACUGCAUUCUCCAUCUACUGUGGUAUCAGCAUUGCCCAUUCCCUGCUCUACAAGAAGGUUGGGGAGGCCCAAUACCGGAGUCACCUGGCUAAUGAGAUGAUGAUGUACCACAUGAAGGUCUCCGACGAUGAAUACACGAAGCUUCUCAACGAGAACAUUUUGCCCGUGGCGAACAUCGACACAGACUUUGCCAAAUUCACGUACACUCCACGUUCCCUUCCUGAUGACGACACAUCUAUGGCCAUUCUGAGCAUGUUGCAGGACAUGAACUUCAUCAGCAGCUACAAAAUCGACCGCCAAACCCUUGUCCGGUUCUGCCUGAUGGUGAAGAAGGGCUACCGAGACCCUCCGUACCACAACUGGAUGCACGCCUUCUCCGUCUCCCACUUCUGCUACUUGCUCUACAAAAACCUGGAGCUGGUCAACUACUUGGAAGACAUCGAAAUAUUUGCCUUGUUCAUCUCCUGCAUGUGCCAUGACCUGGACCACCGGGGCACCAAUAACUCCUUCCAGGUCGCUUCGAAAUCAGUCCUGGCUGCCUUGUACAGCUCCGAAGGCUCCGUUAUGGAGAGACACCAUUUCGCUCAAGCGAUCGCCAUCUUGAACACCCACGGAUGUAAUAUCUUUGAUCAUUUCUCCCGGAAGGAUUACCAAAGGAUGCUGGACCUCAUGAGAGACAUUAUUCUGGCCACGGACCUGGCCCACCAUUUGAGGAUCUUCAAAGAUCUCCAGAAGAUGGCUGAAGUCGGCUAUGAUCCCAAGAACAAGCAGCACCAUAGCCUCCUGAUUUGCCUUCUCAUGACCUCCUGCGACCUCUCUGACCAGACCAAGGGCUGGAAAACCACCCGCAAGAUUGCGGAGCUGAUUUACAAGGAGUUCUUCUCCCAGGGAGACCUGGAGAAAGCCAUGGGCAACCGGCCGAUGGAGAUGAUGGACCGGGAGAAGGCCUACAUCCCGGAGCUGCAGAUCAGCUUCAUGGAGCACAUUGCGAUGCCCAUCUACAAGCUGCUCCAGGACCUCUUCCCCCGAUCGGCCGAGCUGUACGAGCGGGUGGCCAGUAACCGGGAGCACUGGACCAAAGUCUCGCACAAGUUCACCAUCCGGGGCCUGCCCAGCAACAACUCCCUGGACUUCCUGGAUGAGGAAUACGACCUGCAGACCAUGGGAGAAGACAGCGAGGACAGCAUCAGGAUGAACGGCUGCCUGGAAGAUGGGCACCUGGAGGAGGGGGAGGAGCUGGAAUGAUGCCCCGCCCCCCGGGAGGCAGAGCCAGGAGGAAGCCCCGCCUCCCCCACUUUGCAGGGACCGGACACACACAAGUGCAACUUUUUGUAACCAGGAUGGGGGCUGAUUUUUGGAAACAAACAAACAAACACGGUUCUUAUUUAUAUUACAGGCCCCCCUCGCGGCAAGCGUUUUCUUCUCUCCAAGCCCCCCCAACACCUCCCCCACCCCAUCUCCCAUGAUGCUCUCCCGCCUCUUCCCGGCUUCAUCCAUUGACCCACAGGACUCUGCCAGCUUGCGGUUGUUGACUGCACUGUUGCGUUGUUGAAUUUGAUGAAUGCACAGCCUUCUCACAGUCCUCCUCUCCCCGGCUUCCCCCGCUUCCACUGCUUCCUUGGUUCAAACAUUGCAACAUUGAUCAUUGACAUCUU